Actinia tenebrosa (Australian red waratah sea anemone) is the source of this 1389-nucleotide messenger RNA. RefSeq lists its product as uncharacterized. NCBI's taxonomy places the organism in Eukaryota, Metazoa, Cnidaria, Anthozoa, Actiniaria, Actiniidae. The record is from RefSeq and is a predicted model, not a curated record.
CGAUCUACGCACUCUACUAGGUUAUAACGGGGAUAUUUUUCCAAUAUUUAAGAAUUAUUACUUUAAAUUACGAGAAUACCUUAAAAGCAAUGUCUUCUAGUAGUUAUAUUGCCGGUAUUGAGCUUGGAGGAACUACUUGUAUUGCUGCAAUAGCCAAAGAAUCUAGCCCCACUACAAUCAUCGAUCGCGUCGAAGUCCGGACAACUACGAAAGAGGAAACAUUUUCAGCACUAGCCAAUUUUCUAAAAGAGAAGCUCAGCCUGUUAAAUAUCAAGGCAUUCAGUGCUGUAGGUAUUGCAUCUUUUGGACCAGUUGAUCUAAACAAGAGUUCCAAAACUUUUGGGUUCAUCACAAGUACCCCAAAAGAGAGAUGGGGAUAUGUGGACGUUGUUGGCUUCUUCAAGAAAGAAUUGGAAGAAAACACGCCUAUUGUAUUUGAGACCGACGUCAAUGCACCAGCAAUUGCAGAGGUUGCACAUGAGAUGACGAAGAAUGAUUACAAUGGGGAAUUCCCAACUUUGGUGUAUAUUACCGUGGGUACCGGGGUAGGUGUUGGUAUCAACAUUAAUGGGCAGCCUGUCCAUGGGCUGUUGCACCCAGAGGGCGGUCACAUGGUAGUUCCAAAAAAGCCAGGCGAUGACUACCAAGGCUGUUGUAAUUAUAAGCAUUACUGCUGUGUUGAAGGUAUGAUCGACUCUCAAGCCAUUGCUGAAAGAACAAAUACAAACCAGAUUCAACUUGACAAGAUUGCAGACAGUGAUGCAGUAUGGGAUACUGUGGGUUACUACCUUGGAUCUCUUUGUCUUAACAUUACUUACCUAGUUUCACCUCAUGUUAUUGUUCUCGGAGGGGGAAUUAUGAAGCGUACUAUACUGUACGACAAGACAAGGCAUUGGUUUAAAGAGCUGAUGAAAGGAUACCUUGAUGUAGAAAAAUUCAAAACUACUAAAGGUUUAGAAAAUUAUAUCAGAAAAUCUGUAUAUGGGAAUGAUGCAGGAAUAAUUAGUGCACUAGAAAUCUCAAAAAGGAUAUGUCUCAGAAAUAAGUAAAAGACUAUCUGCCUGUUAAUAUCUUUUUAACAAAAAUAUACAAUUUUAUUAAAAACAAAUUAUAACAGAUUAUCAAUUAAAAUAAAAUUAGAAAUAAAUUUUUUUUUUAUUACAUUCACCAAAAUUGUAGAUUGUCAUUUAUACCAAUGUAUAGGGUUUGAACAAUUCAAAUGUUUCCAAAUUAAAGACUACUAAUGAAUCUAGGUUAUUUGAUUUAAUAUUUAUUUUUUGUUUGCUGCCUUCUUCUUCUUCUGCUUCCCAUUAUGAUCAGAAGUAAUUUUACUUCUCUUUCUUUUACUUUGCUGUGGUUUGGAUGUUUUCUGUAAGAUAAAGUAGUAAG